UUCUUCCUCUCUCUCUCUCUCAGAUUAGAAACCCAAACAUGGCAAGCACCUCACUGCUACUCUUCGGCUUCAUCUUCCUCUGUUCAAUCCUGGCCGCCCAUUCCACUCUCGCCGCCGCUUCCACUUCCGCCGUCGAUUUCAGCUGGGGCUCCUCCGGCGGAGGGCUGAUAGGUGAUUUGGAUGAGGAGCUGGAGCUGCAGAUGGACUCCGAGAUCAACCGGCGCAUCUUAGCCACCUCCAGGUACAUUAGCUACGGUGCGCUGAGGAGGAACACUGUCCCCUGCUCGCGACGCGGCGCCUCGUACUACAAUUGCCGUCCCGGAGCUCAGGCCAACCCCUACUCGCGCGGCUGUAGCCGCAUCACUCGCUGCAGGCACUAAUUUUUAUUGUUUUAAUUUGUUUUUAAUCCUUUUCUUUUUUUUUUUCAAAUUGUUGCUGAAAAUUUAUAUAUUUAUGGGUCUUGAUGGGAAAUUUGUGUGUUAUAUACUUGAAGAGAUUUGAAUAAGGAUAGAAAUUGUUGAUGGUAUAUUGUAAUGUUUGUCAUACCAGUUCAUCACUCUUAUUAUUAUUAUUAUUAUUAUUAUUAUUUUUUAA
Molecule: messenger RNA, 594 nt
Organism: Rosa chinensis
Lineage: Eukaryota; Viridiplantae; Streptophyta; Magnoliopsida; Rosales; Rosaceae
Product: rapid alkalinization factor
Exons: 1
Coding region: 39-380 (113 amino acids)
Source: RefSeq, a predicted model, not a curated record